CCGGUUACGCGCCUGACUCCACCCUUUGAAUGUCGGCCUAGAUGUGAGAUGUGUCCGCCCUUCCGUCGAGAGGGAACUCGCACUGACGCAAAGAAACCAGCAGACAGAUGUCAGUGUCAAUUGGGCGUUUUUAAUACCACUGUUUGACUGAAACUCUACGUCCUCUCGCACUAAAUCAUCCGAGCUGGGUGACUGUAGGGCAUCGACCGAAAGCGACAGACGAGAGGAAAAUAAGCGCUGUGUUACCUGGUUUUGGUGAGGAAUGGCUGAUCUGCUGAGACUGCUGCUCCGGGUGGCUGAGAAAGCAGGGAAUGUGGCUCGGGUUUGCAGACAGGAGGCUCCCCUGUUUCAGCUCCUCGUUCAAGAGAAGACCGGAGAUGACAAGAACAAGAAGUUCGUCCAGGACUUCAAGACGCUUGCCGAUGUGGUGAUCCAGGAGAUGAUCCGGCAUGAUGUUGGUGCUCAGUUCCCUGAGAUGGCUGACUUCAUUCAUGGAGAGGAGUCCAACAAAUUUGAAAAUGGGCUUGGAGAGAGCUUGACGGUCACAGUGGGUGGCACAGAGGAGGAGACCGCAGCGUUGCUGGCCACGGUGCUGGACGGGGACCACACAGCGGCAUCUCUGCUGGCCCGAGCUAUCCACCAAGAUCCAGCGACCAUCGACGCCAACACAGACGGUCUGACGGUGCCCCUCAGCCCCUCUGAGCUCGCCAUCUGGAUCGACCCCAUAGAUGCCACCAGCCAGUACAUAGAGGGCAGAGAGGAGGUGCUGGUGGAGGGCCACCUGUCUCCUUCGGGGCUGCACUGUGCUUUGGUCCUCAUCGGGGUUUAUCUCCGGAGCACAGGCGAGCCCGUCAUGGGCGUCAUCAACCAGCCGUUUAAUAACAAAGACCCAGCAGGUGGAGGCUGGAGGGGGAAGCAUUUCUGGGGGGUGUCCUGUGGCAGCAUUCAUGUCUGCUCGGUAUCCCGGCCAAAAGAUGGACCAGGAACUGGGCUCUCAGUGGUGCUGAGCUGUAGUGAGAAGCAGGUGGUAAAGGAAGCCCUGACCUCUGUGUGCGGCCCUGACCAGCUGAUGUACGCCUCUGGAGCCGGCUACAAGAUCCUGUGCGUCAUUCAGGGCCUGGCUGAUGUUUACGUCCUCUCAGAGGGGAGCACCUUCAAGUGGGACUCUUGCGCGCCUCACGCUCUGCUCCGAGCCCUCGGAGGGGGAGUGGUGGAUCUGACUAAGUGUCUACAGUCCAGCUCUGGAGCGCAGGAUCACCAGAAAGACCUGACCUAUCACCAACCUUCCCCUGAGCGUAAAGGAGCAGAGCGCUGGGCUAACCAUGGAGGCCUGGUGGCUUAUCGAGACUCUUCUCAGCUCCUCAGAAUCAUCAGCAGUCUGAAAGACACGCUGUAGUUAAAAGAGCAGUGGAUGUAACAGCACAAGCUGAAGCAGUUAUUACUGCAUAUAUGAUCAUAUUCAUUAUAUAUUCGUAGGAAAAAGAAGGAUCGGGUACAGGUUGAAAUAUUUUAAAUAUAGAUGAUACCGUGUGU
Pseudoliparis swirei is the source of this 1533-nucleotide messenger RNA. RefSeq names its product inositol polyphosphate-1-phosphatase (gene inpp1). The transcript is spliced from 6 exons. Bases 263 to 1396 code for a protein of 377 amino acids. The record is from RefSeq and is a predicted model, not a curated record. NCBI's taxonomy places the organism in Eukaryota, Metazoa, Chordata, Actinopteri, Perciformes, Liparidae. Gene Ontology annotation, molecular function: inositol-1,4-bisphosphate 1-phosphatase activity. Gene Ontology annotation, biological process: phosphatidylinositol phosphate biosynthetic process.